UAGUAACACUGAACGAAACCACAAGAACCUCCCCUUAGAAACAAGGUUAAAAACAUGUUUUUAGGAGAGCUUCAAUUUACUUUUCAACUGCUUUCUGAAAGCUUUGGUAUCACUAAUUUUGGCUGAGAUUUUAGAAACUCUGCAUUAGCAACCUCAGUAAAACAAUGUGGCUUGGUAUAUCAGUUAUGAUAUCAUACUUCGUUCACUCUGCAGCCAGUAGUGGGCCAGAGCUUUCAGUCAUGCAAUACCCUGAGGAUACCAGCGUGCUCCUCAACUCCACAGUGUGGAUGCUAUGUGUAUUUGAGUACCCUGGUGAGGAGAACGAGGAACCAGUCGUGUACUGGAGGAAGGGUCCCAACUGUCACAACCAGAAGAGCCUCCAGUCGAGCCAUGGCAUGGGCAGGCCACAGGUACACAUUACAAAGAACACCCUCAAGGGAUUCUCCAUCUUAAAACUGAGCAACGUUGACCAGAACGCCAGUAACUCCUAUUUCUGCGAUGUGAUGCUAACACAGAAAAUCCAGGGUAAACGUGGAAACGGCACCAAGCUGACGGUGCAUGAUUUCAAAUGCAAAGACUGUAUAAGAUCAGAUAAGACCUGGUGGGGUUGGUUCCUUCUUCUUGGAUACACCAUCUUCGUCACUACAGUUAUCAUAGCUUUUGGUAUUCACCAGUGCUGUAAAAAGUGCAAGAAUGAGACAAGAAAUACAAACAGCAUUACUACUGUGCCAAGCGAAUGGACUUAUGACCAGCCAUCCAGACCAGUUAUAAAUGAGUUUAAUCAAGAAUAUGAAGAUAUGUCACUAAUAAGAACUUUCAGUGACAUUGGAAGGAAAAUGACAUGAAAAACAAGGUGGUGCGUGCGGUUGUAACUAAGGUAUGAGCAUGAGUGAUGGGGGGGUGGGGGAAGGCUUGUGGGGUUGUUGUUGGCUGUUUUUGUUUGGUUGGUGGUUUUGGUUUUUUCACUUCAAACACAAGGACACAGUUGGGAUUUUGUUUUUACCCUGGUUAAGACAGCCUCUUUCCUUUACAAAUGCAGUUCUGUAAUACCAUAUCUAUCUACUGUAAUGACAGAUUUAAAGAAGAGUUUGUCAGAGAGGAAUUCCUCACAUUCUCCCAGUGUACUGUCUGAUCUUAUUUCUAACUCCUUACAUGUCCCCCAUGUUUACAAAUCCCUGCAACUUCUUCCACUCUCAGCUAUUUAGGCAGCUAUGCCACUCACAUAAUGCAUAUUAAGUACAUCCAUCUCCUAAUAGAAUGAAAAUCCUUAAUGUGUUUUUGAAAGUUGUAACUUAUGUGUUUUCUGAAGAAAAAACAAUUACUGAAAUAAUCUAUGUAGCCUAUCUACAUGUCAGGAUUUAAUUUUACUGCUGUAGGGCUUAUCCUUAAUGUUUAUGUGCCAUAUCUAAGAUUGUAACAUAAAAUGUUUGGAUUUAAAAAGUGUCUUUUAAACUUGUUUUAAAAUGCUUAGAAUCCUUAUAGAAUCUAUGUAAAUAACAACAAUAGAAAUAAGCUGCACAGAAAGAGCUUAUCAUAAUUUGCAUAAUAAUGAAGUACUUGAGGAAGUGCUGCUUUGGUAUAGUUAUGUAUGAGUGACUUGAAGGAAAUUAAUAGUUUGACAAAGGAUUUAAAUUGUUGAAUUUUUUCUUUCCUCAGUCAAAUAUUGUAAGCUGAAUAUCAUGUUUCAAAUUUACUUAUCACUGCUAAUGUAUUAUGCAAAAGGAAACAGUUCAUAGAAUAAAAUGACAGAGAUCACAGCCUUAUACAUUAAUUGUGCAGUAGUUACAAAAAGUAACUAAACUCUGUUCACUUAAAAGGGGACAGUAAGUCAUAUAGUUGACAUUCAGGGCUGGACAUUACGAAGUGGAUACAUACUGCUAGAUGGAUUCAGCUUCAGCUUCAUCACUAGCCUCUUCUAAAAUGUUUCCUUAUUCCAUCAGUAAAGAUGCCAAAUAAAAUUAUUUUAAUUUAAUAAAUUGA
Columba livia (rock pigeon) is the source of this 1980-nucleotide messenger RNA. RefSeq lists its product as uncharacterized. NCBI's taxonomy places the organism in Eukaryota, Metazoa, Chordata, Aves, Columbiformes, Columbidae. Bases 165 to 845 code for a protein of 226 amino acids. The transcript has 4 exons. Gene Ontology annotation, biological process: B cell receptor signaling pathway; B cell differentiation. Gene Ontology annotation, cellular component: B cell receptor complex; external side of plasma membrane. The record is from RefSeq and is a predicted model, not a curated record.